GCUCGAGAGUAACACGCGCGGUCUUGGAAGUUGGAUAUUCGGAGCAGACACAUCGACUUUGUGAAGAUAUUAAAUCUGGUGACUCGGGGGGGCGGGGGGAAACCACACACACACACACACAGGGCUUUUUAUUCCCUUUUCGCGGGUCCUAUCGAGAGCCGCUCUCUCCCCCCACCUCCCCUCUGCCUUUGCGCGGAAUGAGAACGCUCCACAACAUGGCGGUAAAUUCAGGCCGUCGCUGAGGAAGGGGCGCGCGCUGAGCGGCGGGGGCCCAGGUUCAAACCGGUAAACGUUCUCAACCGCCGCCAUGAGCAACAUCUACAUCCAGGAGCCGCCGAGCAGCGGCAAGGUCCUUUUGAAGACCACAGCAGGCGAUAUUGAUAUUGAAUUAUGGUCCAAAGAGGCGCCAAAAGCAUGCAGAAACUUCAUCCAACUAUGCAUGGAAGGUUAUUAUGACAACACAAUAUUUCACAGAGUUGUACCAGGCUUUAUUGUUCAGGGAGGUGAUCCUACAAGAACUGGAACAGGUGGAGAAUCAAUAUAUGGACGUCCAUUUAAGGAUGAAUUCCAUUCUCGUUUGCGCUUUAAUAGAAGAGGAUUGGUUGCUAUGGCAAAUGCUGGACCUCACGAUAAUGGCAGUCAGUUUUUCUUUUCACUGGGGCGUGCAGAUGAACUUAAUAACAAACAUACGAUCUUUGCUAAGGUGACUGGUGAUACUGUUUAUAAUAUGUUAAGGCUAGCAGAAGUAGAAGUAGAUAACGAUGAAAGACCACUUAAUCCUCACAAGAUUAAAACCACUGAGGUGCUGCACAACUGCUUUGAUGAUAUAAUUCCCAGAGUACUCAAAAAGCACAAAAAGGAGAAAAAAGAGGAAGAAAUGAAAAAAUCUCUUUCCAAAGGCACAAAUCUCCAUUGUGUACACGUAAAGGAACAUAGGAAAACGGGAACAGAAGGAGGCCUUCAGCCCAUUGAGCCUAUUCUACCAGUUAUAGGUUUUGUUGGAUAUUUAAAUUUUAGUUUGCUUUCCUUUGGAGAAGAAGCGGAGGAGGAAGAAGAGGAAGUGAACAGAGUUAGCCAGAGCAUGAAAGGAAGAAGCAAAAGCAGUCAUGACUUGCUGAAGGAUGACCCUCGGUUAAGCUCUGUUCCAGUUGUUGAAAGUGAACCAGCAACAAUGAAGACAAAACGGGGCUCCGACAAGGAGGAGGAUGAGGAGUCUGACAGUGAUGAACUGGAACAAGUAAAGGAGCAGGUUGCUAAGAAAUUGAAAAAAGAAAAAAACGAGGAUCCUGAAGCUCCGCCUAAAGAAGAAGGCAAUGAAGAGAAAUCAAGUCGUAGUGAAGAGUUGCGCAAAGAAGUGCGUCAGUUGAAACGGGAACUUUUGGCAGCAAAACAAAAGAAGGAAGAAAUUCCUACAAAAGAAGAAGAAGACAAAGAGUUGUCAGAUAGUGAACAUCCCCCUAAUAGUGCAGUGGCAGAAUAUUUAAAUGAAAGAAAAAAAUAUGAAGAACUUCGAAGACAAAAAACAAAGAAAGGAUCAACCCGUGAGGAACAGACUUUGGCACUCCUUGAUCAGUUCAAGUCAAAGCUAACGAAGGCCAUAGAAACUCCUGCUGAAGAAAUAAUUGAACCCGAAGGAGAAGAUGAUCAAGGCUGGAUGUCCCAUGUCCUUCAGUUUGACGACCAAACAAGAAAGGUGAAAGAUGCAACCAUACAAGAUGAAGAUACCUUUGAGAUAUAUGAUCCCCGCAAUCCAGUCAAUAAAAGACGGAGAGAGGAAAGUAAAAAGAUAAUGAAAGAGAAAAAAGAGAGGAGAUGAACUGUUUUCUUAUCUGUGAAUAGCAGUUGCAUGUAAAUGUUAAUUUUUGUUCUGCACCAACUUCUGAUAGUGUUUAGCCAGAAUAAUUUGAUCUAUUACUGUCACAAACUUGCAAGAGAACUUUUACUGAAAUAAUGUUUUCUAAUUUUCUUUAAAUGCCUAGAAAAUAAAUCUUAGUGAAUCUG
This is a messenger RNA of Callorhinchus milii (elephant shark), 2001 nucleotides long. RefSeq names its product CWC27 spliceosome associated cyclophilin (gene cwc27). Gene Ontology annotation, biological process: protein peptidyl-prolyl isomerization; protein folding. Lineage: Eukaryota; Metazoa; Chordata; Chondrichthyes; Chimaeriformes; Callorhinchidae. Gene Ontology annotation, molecular function: peptidyl-prolyl cis-trans isomerase activity. Gene Ontology annotation, cellular component: catalytic step 2 spliceosome. The record is from RefSeq and is marked provisional.